Molecule: messenger RNA, 222 nt
Organism: Naumovozyma dairenensis CBS 421
Lineage: Eukaryota; Fungi; Ascomycota; Saccharomycetes; Saccharomycetales; Saccharomycetaceae
Exons: 1
Coding region: 1-222 (73 amino acids)
Source: RefSeq, a predicted model, not a curated record
AUGAAUUUGACUCUGCUAAAUGAUUAUCGUACGCUGCUCAAAGCUGCUCAACUACCUGACAAUCUCUGGUUUUAUGCCAUUCAAUUUUCUACAAUUAUUCGCAACUCCGUCUACAAUGAAACCAUAAAAAGCUCGCCCCGAGCCAUUGCUGCUCAAUCUGGAUUAGAUGUCAAAACAAUCUUACCAUUUGGUCAACCGGUUAUCGCUCAUAGAACCAAAUGA